Molecule: messenger RNA, 1379 nt
Organism: Thalassophryne amazonica
Lineage: Eukaryota; Metazoa; Chordata; Actinopteri; Batrachoidiformes; Batrachoididae
Gene: mc4r
Product: melanocortin 4 receptor
Exons: 1
Coding region: 174-1151 (325 amino acids)
Biological process (GO): G protein-coupled receptor signaling pathway
Cellular component (GO): membrane
Molecular function (GO): melanocyte-stimulating hormone receptor activity
Source: RefSeq, a predicted model, not a curated record
AAGGAGACGCGUGGCUGUCGGGAGAUCCUUUUCAUUUCCUUACAAAGGACACUGAGGUCUGCCUGCAGAUAAUGAGGAUAACUAAGAACCCUACAGGCUGAGUUUUUGUUUUUUUUUUUCCUCCAGAUAAUUAGUGAGAAGAGGUAAUAUAAGAAGACUAAACCUUUGCCGUAAUGAACACCACACACCAUCACGGACUGAUCUAUGGUUACAACAUCACCGGACAAGUCCCAGGCACGUUGCCACUUGACGGGGACUCGGAGGAGAAGGACUCGUCAACAGGAUGCUACGAGCAGCUGCUGAUUUCCACCGAGGUGUUCCUCACUUUGGGCAUUGUCAGCCUGCUGGAGAACAUCUUGGUGGUGGCAGCCAUCGCCAAAAACAAGAACCUUCACUCUCCUAUGUACUUAUUCAUCUGUAGCCUGGCAGUGGCUGACAUGCUGGUCAGUGUCUCCAAUGCUUCAGAGACCAUCUUCAUAGCGCUCGUCAACGGGGGCGAUCUGACCAUUCCCGUCACGCUGAUCAAGAGCAUGGACAAUGUUUUCGACUCAAUGAUCUGCAGCUCCCUACUGGCGUCCAUCUGCAGCCUGCUUUCCAUCGCCAUUGACCGAUACAUCACCAUCUUCUACGCACUGCGGUACCACAACAUUGUCACUCUCCGGCGGGCGACGCUGGUCAUCAGCGGCAUCUGGACGUGUUGCAUCGUGUCCGGCAUCCUGUUCAUUAUCUACUCCGAGAGCACCACUGUGCUCAUCUGCCUCAUCACCAUGUUCUUCACCAUGCUGGUGCUCAUGGCUUCGCUCUACAUUCACAUGUUCCUGCUUGCACGCUUGCACAUGAAGCGGAUCGCCGCCCUGCCCGGCAACGCCCCCAUACAGCAGCGGGCAAACAUGAAGGGCGCCAUCACUCUGACCAUCCUUCUCGGCGUGUUCGUGGUGUGCUGGGCGCCUUUUUUCCUCCACCUCAUCCUGAUGAUCACCUGUCCCCGAAACCCGUACUGCACCUGCUUCAUGUCUCACUUCAACAUGUACCUCAUCCUCAUCAUGUGCAACUCAGUCAUCGACCCCAUUAUCUACGCCUUCCGCAGCCAGGAGAUGAGAAAAACCUUCAAGGAGAUUUUCUGCUGCGUUAAUACACUCGUGUGCCCAUGAGCCACCUCGGUUUGGCGUGUAUUUUGCGCUGUAACCACUGUGCACUGAUCUGGUUCUGUUCUAACUCAAUCGGCUGUAAAUGAUUGAUAGGUGAAGCUCUCACGUCUGUUGUGAAUCGCUUUGCCUCAGAGGUAGGUGUGCAACACUGUGUAAAAUAGCAAGUGCAUCAGCAAUGUGACAAAUUCCCUUAUUGUUUUUGCAGCAAAUGCAGUUUUAAAGUGCAAUUUU